Molecule: messenger RNA, 2376 nt
Organism: Candidozyma haemuli
Lineage: Eukaryota; Fungi; Ascomycota; Pichiomycetes; Serinales; Metschnikowiaceae
Gene: ADE5,7
Product: bifunctional aminoimidazole ribotide synthase/glycinamide ribotide synthase
Exons: 1
Coding region: 1-2376 (791 amino acids)
Biological process (GO): adenine biosynthetic process; 'de novo' IMP biosynthetic process
Cellular component (GO): cytosol
Molecular function (GO): ATP binding; phosphoribosylformylglycinamidine cyclo-ligase activity; metal ion binding
Source: RefSeq, a predicted model, not a curated record
AUGUCCUUGAACGUUCUUGUCGUCGGUAACGGUGGUAGAGAACACGCUAUCUCCUGGAGAUUGGCCCAAUCCCCUUUGGUGCUGAAAAUCUACGUCGCUCCAGGUAAUGGAGGUACUUCUACCUCUGACGAUAAGGUGGUGAACGUUCCUGAGUUGUCUGGUUCUCCUAAGCACUUUGAUGGUCUUCAGAAGUUCGCUUUGGAGAAGAACAUUGGCUUGGUUGUGCCUGGCCCAGAGCAGCCAUUGGUUGACGGUAUUUCUACUGUUUUCUCCAAGGUUGGCAUUCCCGUGUUCGGUCCCAGCGCCAAAGCUGCUACCAUGGAGGGCUCCAAGGCUUUCUCCAAGCUGUUCAUGGAUAAGCACAGCAUUCCUACUGCCCAGUUUAAGAACUUUACUGAUGUCGACGCUGCUAGACAGCACAUCAAGGAUGUUGACUACAAGAUCGUUUUGAAGGCCGAUGGUAUCGCUGCUGGUAAAGGUGUGUUGAUUCCAGAGACCAAGGAAGAGGCCUUGGCUGGUCUUGACGAGAUCAUGGUGGCCAAGAACUUUGGUGCUGCUGGUGACGAGAUCGUCAUUGAGGAGUACCUUGAAGGUGACGAAUUGUCCAUCUUGACCAUCACCGAUGGUUACUCUUUCUUCAACUUGCCAACUUCUCAGGACCACAAGAGAGCUGGUAACGGUGACACUGGUCUUAACACUGGUGGUAUGGGUGCUUACGCUCCUGCCCCAAUUGCAACCCCUCAGGUCUUGAGCAAGAUCGAUGAACAAAUCAUCAAGCCAACCAUUGAUGGUAUGAGAAAGGAUGGUUUCCCAAUGUGCGGUGUUUUGUUCACUGGUAUCAUGUUGAGCCCAUCGAAGGAGCCAAAGGUUUUGGAGUACAAUGUCAGAUUUGGUGACCCAGAGACUCAAACUGUCUUGCCAUUGUUGACCGCUGACACUGACUUGGCUGAGGUUAUGUUGGCCGCCGCCGAGCACAGAUUGGACUCCGUUUCCAUUAAGACCAAGCCUAACACUUACUCUACUACUGUUGUCAUGGCUGCUGGUGGUUACCCAGAUGCCUACGGAAAGGGUGACGAGAUCAGCAUCAAGGACACCCCAGAAGACACUUACAUUUUCCACGCAGGUACUGCUGAAAAGGAUGGUAAGGUUGUCACUGCUGGUGGCCGUGUUAUUGCUGCUACUGCUACUGCCUCCACCUUGAGAGAGUCUGUGGACAAGGCUUACGUUGGUGUUGAGUGUGUUUCCUUCAACAAGAAGUACAACAGAACCGAUAUCGCUCACCGUGCUUUCAGAGACGCUGAUGCCACUGCUGGUGGCUCUACUUACGCCGAGGCUGGUGUUUCAGUUGACAACGGUAAUUUGUUGGUUGAGCAGAUCAAGGCCAAGGUCAAGUCUACCGCUAGAAAGGGCGCCGACUCUGACAUUGGUGGUUUCGGUGGUUUGUUUGACUUGAAGGCUGCUGGUUUCGCCGGUGAGGACACCUUGUUGGUUGCCGCCACUGAUGGUGUUGGUACCAAAUUGAGAAUCGCUCAGAUCAUGGAUGUCCAUGACACCGUUGGUAUUGACUUGGUUGCCAUGAACGUCAACGACUUGGUUGUCCAGGGUGCUGAGCCAUUGAUCUUCCUUGACUAUUUCGCUACUGGUAAGCUUGAUGUUGAGGUUGCUGCCAAGUUCGUUAGCGGUGUCGCUGACGGAUGUGUGACUGCUGGCUGUGCCUUGGUUGGUGGUGAAACCAGUGAAAUGCCAGGUAUGUACGAUGUUGGCCACUACGACACUAACGGUACUGCCGUCGGUGCCGUUCACAAGGACAGGAUCUUGCCUAAGGUGUCUGCUAUGAAGGAGGGCAAUGUUUUGAUCGGUUUGAAGUCUGACGGUGUCCACUCCAACGGUUUCUCUCUCGUUCGUCACAUUAUCGACAAGGCUGGCCUUAAGUACACCAGCCAAGCUCCAUGGAGUGAGGGUAAGACCAUCGGUGAGGAGCUUUUGGUUCCUACCAAGAUUUACGUCAAGCAAUUGUUGCCAACCAUCCAGAAGGACUUGCUUCUCGGAAUGGCUCACAUCACUGGUGGUGGUUUGGUUGAGAACAUUCCUCGUGCUUUGCCAAAGCACUUGCAAGCCCGUGUUGACAUGAGCAAAUGGGAAGUUGCCGAGAUCUUCAAGUGGUUCGGCAAGCAGGGCAGAGUUCCAUACGAGGACUUGUUGAAGACCUUCAACCUCGGUAUCGGUAUGGUCCUUAUCGUGGAGCAAGAUAAGGUUGACUCUGUCCUCAGCGAGCUUAAGCAAGCUGGUGAGGAUGCCGUUGUCAUUGGUGACUUGGGCGCAAGAAAGGGUGACGAUGCUGGCUGUAUCGUUAACAACAUUGGCAAGCUCUACUAA